AUGCACGCCACUUCCACAUUGUUCUGGCCGAACUCGGCCGAAAAGAUGCGCGAGGCCCUUCAUGUGUCCGCCGAAGAGCCCCUGCUAUGCUGCGGGCGGACCGCAAAGAAGAAGUGCUGCAGCAGAACCAUCAGCAAGGCCAACAGGUCCAGCAUUCAACAUCUGCUUAGUGAUGUUGUGGCUUCUGGGAGCUGGAGUGCCGCCAAAGAGCUCUUCGAGCGUCUCUCAAAAUUGGUCUUGUGCCAGGGUAAGCGGUUUGGACACCAAAAGCAGUGUCACGAGCUGUUGGUCUCGUGGCAGAGAACAUUUGCCGAGACAGAAUUACGGCACGCACUGGGCAAACUCGCAACCGAACCGGCUACAACUGUAAACAAGUAUAGAACGAUCAAGUUUGAGGCGGUGGAUGCCAACACGCAUACAAUACCAGCUGCUGUUCAGAAAUUGGCUGUCAAAUUCGAACCCGAUGAAGAGUAUGACUUCUCAUCAUUGUACGAGAUACCCGACCUCCAAGAGGACACCAAGCCGGCACACAUCUUUGUCCCGUACGGCAAGACGCAAACCCAGUUACAAAUCAACAAGGCCAUCCAGAAAAUCAUCGAAAAACCCCUCACACCGAAAGAGAAAAAGUCACUCUCUAAGUCGGGUGGCGUCUACAUUUACAGACUACCCAACACGGCCAGCGGCGAGGCACCGGACCUCAAGAUUGGCUCCACAACUGACUACGAGCGUCGAAUGAAAGAGUGGCGAAGUAGCUGUGGAUAUAACCCAGAAAAAUUGAGUAUCUUCUAUACGAGCCUGUACAGGCGCGUGGAGCGCCUCGUCCACGCGCAGCUCGGGGUGUGCCGCAAGCGCGAGGCGAAGUGUCCCGGCUGCGGAGUAUCGCACCAGGAGUUCUUUGGCGUCCGGCGGUACCAGGCAGCCAAGCUCAUUGGCCUCUGGUCUGAGUGGAUGGGCCACGUUCCGUACGAUGAGGACGGGACGCUCAAUGCGGAGUGGCGGAAGAAGCUGGAGGGCGUGGACUUGGAUGAUGCUGACUGCUGGGAGAGCUUUACGGCCAAGGAAUGA
Messenger RNA from Beauveria bassiana ARSEF 2860, 1065 nucleotides. RefSeq lists its product as uncharacterized. NCBI's taxonomy places the organism in Eukaryota, Fungi, Ascomycota, Sordariomycetes, Hypocreales, Cordycipitaceae. The transcript has a single exon. The coding region runs from base 1 to 1065 and encodes 354 amino acids. The record is from RefSeq and is a predicted model, not a curated record.